GCCACGCGACGAGUUAUUUCGUUUGUAUUGUGUGAGAGAGUUGCGCGAAUGCAAAUUGUAAAAUAAGACUGUGAUUGUUUUGUUACGGGUCUUUCCUAUGUUGAUUUGCUCUCUUCCCAUCCACCGCAACAGACCCUGGCCUGCAAGUAUUGGGGCAACAAGUUGCAUAGCGUCCUGGCUUGAUGAUGGGAGAAGAAUCUGCGACGAGGCAACCAGAGAUGUCUGACGCUGGCUCAGACGAGGAGUUGGCGCUUCCCGCACGUAUGGAGGAGGGGAGUCACAACGGGAGUAUCAGAAAGGGUUGUGAUCCGUGCUCCCAGACCCAGCGCAGUAAGCUGCAGCACCGUAGAGCUCGUAUCAACCAGCAGAUCAACAAGGAGAUGAGGAUGAGGGCUGGGGCUGAGAACCUCUUCAGAGCCACCACUAACCACAAGGUAAAGGAGACUGUGGCUCUAGAGCUGAGCUUUGUCAACUCUAACCUGCAGCUACUGAAGGAAGAGCUAGAGGAACUCAACAGCAAUAUGGAGGUCUACCAGACCGAGAGUGAAGCCAUCAAUGUUCCCAUGAUCCCACUGGGUCUGAAGGAGACCAAGGAAGUGGACCUCACUGUCCCUCUCAAGGACGUUAUCUGUGAGCAUUAUGGAGAGGACAGCUCUUUGUUUGAGAAGGAGAUCAAGGAGUUUAUGGAGCUCAGACAGGCCAUGCGUACCCCCAGUCGUAAUGAAGCCGGUUUGGAGCUUCUGAUGGAGUAUUAUAACCAGCUGUACUACCUGGACCAGAGGUUCUUCCCCCCACACAGAACACUAGGAGUCCACUUCCACUGGUAUCCACCCAAACCAGACGUGUAUGACUCUCUAACAGGUGUGCCGUCGUGCCAGCGUGCGUUGGCGUUUGAGAAGGGCAGUGUGCUGUUCAACGUGGGGGCUCUCUACACACAGAUAGGAGCCAGACAGGACCGCUCUGCUACAGCUGGCAUAGACCGGGCUAUAGACGCCUUCCAGAGAGCUGCAGGUGCAUUUAACUAUCUGAAGGAGAACUUCUCCAACGCUCCCAGUCUGGAUAUGAGUGGCCCGUCACUAUGCAUGCUGGUCCGCCUGAUGAUUGCCCAGGUGCAGGAGUGUGUGUUCGAAAGAGUCACACUCACAACUCCGGACACGCACUUCAUCACCAAGCUACAAGUGGCAAAGGAGGCCGCACGGGUAUCUGAUGUGUAUAGCUUGGUGCUCCAGACCAUGUCUCAGACCCUUGUGAAGGACUAUGUCCCGUUCUCCUGGGCCUCCAUGGUUCAAGUGAAAGCCGAACACUUUAGAGCCCUCUCCCACUACAAUGCUGCUGUCGCUCUCUGUGACCACACCCAGUCCAUUGAGGAAGGGGGUGACGAAGAGUCGGCGAAGGCUCUCUUCCAGUUCCAUGUCAGUAGUCCUGCUGGACCCCCACUCAGCCAGGUGCUCAGAGACCCUGAGGACAGACGCAAACUGGGGAAGGCCCACCUGCGUUGUGCAGUGAUCAGACAUGAGGAGGCUAUGAGAGUACAUGGUCUAUGUAAGAUCCUGAGGAAGAUGGAUAUUCUACAGGAGGUGCUCUCUUUCAUGUACAAACGCUCCCUGGACAAAUACUCCGAGAUGGACCGAGAGGAUGACUUUGAUGAGACCGCAGAGGCCCCCGAGAUACACUCUCAAACCCAGCACAAACCAGACAUCACACCACCCAACUUCUCCACUGUCCCAGUCACUGACAUCUUCCAAAGGCUGGGUCCCCUGUCAGUGUUCUGUGCGAGGGCACGCUGGGGGCCGGUGCGUGUGGUGAGUCUCCAGCGAGGGGACGGGGGUUUGGGGCUGACUCUUAGAGGAGACUCUCCUGUCCUUGUGGCUGGGGUAGUGCCGGGGGGAUGUGCCCAGGAGGCAGGUUUGAGGGAGGGGGACUAUAUAGUGGCAGUGGAUGGAGAGGACUUUAAGUGGGCUAAACAUGGAGAGGUGGUCCACAUCCUGAAGAGCUGCAGCGACAGAGGAAUACAACUCAGCAUCAUCACACUGCACACACACCAUACACAGGUGGAUAGGAGGCAAGUGAUGCUCUCCCCCAGUGGAGACGAAGCGAACGCUCUGCAACGGACCACGGGCAGGGCUAAGGGGCAGCGCACCGCCCCCUUACUCAACUGGAACAGGAAGAAGACUGGGGGAGGAGGCAGAGCCACCAAGAGACUGGGCAGCACCUUCAGUUUGCCGUUUGGAAACCUUCGGGACUGUGAGUCCAUGUACUGAGGGCACAGCAGACACGUUAGUCUAUUCCAUACAGUGCACUACCAGCCAAUAGUAGUGCACUAGAGAAUAGGGUGCCAUUUCAGACAGUGCCAUAGAUAGACAAACCACUCAGGGAAUGACAGGUGGCCAUGUUACAAUACAAGGAUGUUUUGUAAAUGACUGGAUAUUAAAUGUGUUAUUGCAGCAGGGCAAGGAGAGGAAGAGGAGGUUCGUAGGAAAGGAUGCUUGGUCCAGAUUACAGCAGUUUCAACUGCAGAGAAACAACAGUUUUAGAAAGCAGGUGACUGCAUGUAUCUGUUGCUGAGGGAGUUAAGACAUGGAAAUCCUGUCCCAAAAUGGGCUAAAUGUUGGGGCUCAGUGUUAUUGUCGCUUACUAUUCUAGAGAUGGAAGAAGACUUCAUGUCAAACUACAGCCGCUGAUCCAAAGACCACAUGUCUUAAUCAGUGAAAAUAUAGUUGUAUAAACACUGAUCACCUUUCGUGGAGAAUAAUAAGAGCGUCUGCUAAAUGACUUAAAUGUAAUGUAAAUGUAUACUUUCAAUGCAUUUUUUUCUGCGAAAGCUGUGUAAAUGCUCCCAUAAACAAAAGCUGUGUAAAUGCUCCCAUAAACAAAAGCUGGGUAAAUGCUCCCAUAAACAAAAGGUGCACAAACAGCUUUUACAUUUUUUGCAUUUACCCUCCACUACACCACUGGUCUUAAUGUUAAAAACAUGUUUUACUGUAUCCCAGAGUCCUGCUUUCCCACUCCAGUUCUAACAAGGUCACUCAACUCUCAACAGUAAAAACAACGACAUCCAUUCAGGACCUGGGUUGAGCCCUCCCUUCCUCAAGUUAGAGUAUUGUGCAGCAGAGAAUGUAUAGCUGUAGCCAGAGCACUGCAUUCCAUUCUCCUACCAGUCUUCUAGAGUUGUUGAUGUAAAGUAUUUUGUUUCUGUUUGAUAGUUGAGUACAAAUGACUACCUUCAAAGUACAUCAAUGGUUCUACACUGAGUGGACAAAACAUUAGAAACCCCUGCUUUUUCCAUGAGACUGCCCAGGUGAAUCCAGGUGACAGCUGUGGUCACCUGAUAAAUCCACUUCAAUCAGUGUAGAUCAGCUGAGGAGACUGGUUAAAGAAGGACUUUUAAGCCUUGAGACAAUUCACAUGGAUUGUGCUUGUGUGCCAUAGCGUGAACGGGCAAAACAAAAGAUUUUAAGUGCCUUUGAAUGGGGUAUGGUAGUAGGUACCAGGCGCACCGGAUUGAGUGUGUCAAGAACCACUAUAGCUGCUGGGUUUUUCACGCUCAACAGUUUCCUGUGUGUAUCAAGAACGGUCCACCCGCCAACUUGACACAACUGUGGGAACCAUUGGCGUCACCAGGCCAGCCUCCAGCCACACUUUCAACACCUUGUAGAGUCCAUGCUCCAGCGACUUGAGGCUAUUCUGAGGGCAAAAGGGGGUGCAACUCAAUAUUUUGAAGGUGUUCCUAAUGUUUUUUUCACUCAGUGUGUGUAUUAGUUUUUCACCACAUUCUUAUGCACUGUGACUUCAUAGGUGCAGAAAAACAAAUAUGGUGUAAUUGCAGACCACAAUUUGGGAUGUUUCUUUAUGGGUGUUCCCUGCUAUCAGGAAAUGCACAUUGAUACCUGCCAUUGGUCAGUUCCGGUAUUAUGAGACUGAUGGUUUCUCCACACAUUAUUUGUUUACAUAGCAGGUUAGAUGGAUUAGUGAGCCAUGUUUGGAGACAGGUUAGGAAAAGGGUUAGGCUUCGCUUCAAUGCCACAGAAAUGACCAUGGAUCAAUGGGUGUAACGUUUUCUAUCAAGAAAUAUAUAUAUAUUGGAAAACGCCCCUAAUGGUGUUCUGCAAUUGCUCUACAUACAGGUAACUGCCAAAAAUAAAGGCAACACCAACAUUAACUGUCUUAAUAGGCUGCUGGACUACCACGAGACGCCAGAACAGCUUCAAUGCACCUUGGCAUAGAUUUUACAAGUGUCUGAAACUCUAUGGAGGAAUGCAGCACUAAUCUUCCUCAAAAUAUUCCAUUUGGUCUUUUGUAGCACAGUUGGUAGAGCAUGGCGCUUGUAACGCCAGGGUAGUGGGUUCGAUUCCCGGGACCACCCAUACGUAGAAUGUAUGCACACAUGACUGUAAGUCGCUUUGGAUAAAAGCGUCUGCUAAAUGGCAUAUAUUAUUAUUAUAUAUUGUAGAUGGUGGUGUAAAACGCUGUCUCAGGCACCACUCUAGAAUCUCCCAUAAGUGUUCAAUUGAGAUGGCCAUGGCAAAUGAUUUACAUCAUUUUCAUGUUCAUCAAACCAUUCAGUGAUGACUUGUGCAUGGGGGCAUUGUCAUCCUAUUGGGGCAAAGACAUGGUAGCCAAAAUAAGGGCCAGUCUAGCAUUUUUAUACAUGACCCAAGUCAUGAUGGGAUGUUAAAUGCUUAAUUAACUCUGGAACCACACUUGUGUGGAAGCACCUGCUUUCAAUAUACUACGGCGUAUGCCUCAUUUACUCAAGUGUCGCCAUUAUUUGGGCAGUUACCUGUAUCUUGUGACGCUGACAUGGUUUACGUGGUACAUUAGGGGAUAUACGAACUUAGUUGUCCUACUACUGCUCAGACCAACACAGCACACACAUUUUAGAAUAAUAAUGUGUCUUUAUAAAGACUUGUAUAUGUCUGCUACUAAGUCGUUGAAGAUGAGAAUGGACCGUCUACCAAGUAGAAUCCACCUAUCAAGUUAACUUAGCAGCAUAGACGAAAGCUGAUGCUACAUUUAGCAAGGCCACUUAAAAAAAAAAAAAUACAUUUUCAACAUUUGGACACCCAAAUAGUAUUUUGAUAUUUCAAUAUAUUUAAUGUUAUUUUCAUCUCAAUUAUGAAUUUUAGAUGUGUGUUUCUGAUUUGUGAAAUCUGUCUACCGUGGUGUUUUGGUUGUGUGUUUUCGUGAUUAUUUUAGAUGUUUUGUUAAUUAAGGGAUUUGUACUGCUUUCUUUUGUUUGAGAACCUGAAAAUCAUGGCUGGUUGCUCAUAAAAUCAACUGUGUGUGUGUGUGUGUCUGUCUUUUGCAGACUUUUCUCAAUUAAUUAAAGGAGUGGAUCACUGAUUUGUCUCAAUUGAUGGUAACAGCUUCUCAGGUUUGACAUGUUCAGUUACAUAAUUGUAGGUCUGUGGUAACCAGCAGGUGUCACUAUAACCCUGGUUAAUUGUAUCAGAUAUUGCCAGAUAAGUUUGAGUCUUCAUAUCAAAUUUUAUUGGUCACAUAUACAUAUUUAGUAGAUGUCAUUACUGGUGUAACGAAAUGUAACCCAUCAUUAAAAAAACAUUGCUAUUUAUGAAAAA
Oncorhynchus keta (chum salmon) is the source of this 5579-nucleotide messenger RNA. It is a transcript of the gene rhpn1, whose product is annotated as rhophilin, Rho GTPase binding protein 1. Lineage: Eukaryota; Metazoa; Chordata; Actinopteri; Salmoniformes; Salmonidae. The record is from RefSeq and is a predicted model, not a curated record. Gene Ontology annotation, biological process: negative regulation of stress fiber assembly; signal transduction. The coding region runs from base 183 to 2261 and encodes 692 amino acids. The transcript has 16 exons. Gene Ontology annotation, molecular function: protein binding.